Triticum aestivum (bread wheat) is the source of this 1539-nucleotide messenger RNA. RefSeq lists its product as uncharacterized. The coding region runs from base 1 to 1539 and encodes 512 amino acids. The transcript is spliced from 5 exons. The record is from RefSeq and is a predicted model, not a curated record. NCBI's taxonomy places the organism in Eukaryota, Viridiplantae, Streptophyta, Magnoliopsida, Poales, Poaceae.
AUGGCUAGGGUCUUCCGGUUCCUCGUCUUGGUUAAUCGGCAACCUAGCGCUUGUGGCAUACCUCCAACUCCGAUCAAUGCACCCAGGUCGCAGGACCAGAAGCAAGCAACAAUGGAACUGAAUGAAGCAGCGAAGAUAUCACUUUGUGGGAAAGAUGUAGAUCCUGAUAAGAUGCUUCAGUGGGAAGAGAACAUUGCAGUUUUAUUAUGCAAGCUUGAGAAGAUUUUCCCACCUGGAUUUUUCAAUUCAAUGGAGCAUCUAAUGGUGCACCUCCCAUAUGAAGCAAGAGUUGGAGGACCUGUACAAUAUCGGUGGAUGUUCAUCAAGAAACUUAUGAGGAAAGUCACUAAUAAGGCACGUGUUGAAGGAUCAAUUGUGGAGGCCUAUCUUCUGGAAGAAAUUUCCCACUUCACAUCGCUGUAUCUACCUAAUCUCAUCGCAAACUCACAAAACCGGCCAACCCGUUAUGCUCAAGAGGUUCAGCCUUCUACAAGUACCCUUGGAAUGUUUCAACUCCAGGGAUGGAAAAGUGGUAGGGGUGUGCCCAGACUUUUAACAACAGAGGAGUACAAGCAAGCCAUGAUUUAUGUGUUAACAAACCUACCAGAAAUGGAUGAAUAUGUACAGAAGUUUGAAGAUGAGCAGUGGAGGCGUCCUCAACCACCAACUCCAAAGCAAUUGGAAAACUUGAGGCUUAAUGGAGUUGGUCAUGGAAAGCCAAACUUGCUGGAUUGGUUCGAAGAAUAUUGCAUCAAACAUACUAGUGUACCUGAUGAGUUGCGGAGAUUAUCAAGAGGAUGCCUCUUUAAAGUGAAGUCCUAUGAUAUUUAUGAAGUAAAUGGGUACAGAUUUCGCUCAGAGAGUUAUGAAAAGAAGAAGAGAAGGCUAAGCACUGUCAACUCUGGUGUGCUCACUGUUGGUGAAGAGCUAGAGUACUACGGCAUUAUAAAAGACAUAAUAGAGCUGAAGUUUGAUGGAAACGGGGAUUUUAGCCUUGUAUUAUUUGAAUGCCGCUGGUUCCACCCGAUUGAUGGAGUUCGAAGACGAGAUGACAUAGGAUUGGUGGAAGUUAAACAUGAGUCAACCAAUCCAGCAAAUGAGCCAUUUGUGCUUGCUAGCCAAGUAACACAAGUUUAUUAUCUUCCAUAUGCAUGCAAGUCAGAUCCAAAUUUAAAUAAGUGGUGGAUUGCAUACAAGGUCAGGCCACCAGGAAGCUUGCCCAUUCCCUCGUUGGAUGACUACAAUGCUGAAGAAACACCUUCAAAUGUUGAUGACGUCUACCAAGAGGAUGCUUUGGAUGGUGUUUCCAAGAUAUCCAUUAAUAUUGGAGAUGGCCUGGAUAACCUUACCAUCAACGAGAAUGAUGAAAUUGUUAACCCAAAAGAUCUAGAAGCGAUAAAGAAGCGACAAAGUGAAAUAACCCCAAAGGCUAAACUGCCUAUUUCAGCACCAUUUGAGGAGGAAGAAACUGACUCUGAUGCAGAAUCAGAAGAUGGAGAGGACUUGCAAUUACCACAUGAAGACAUUGAUGAUUUCUAG